Molecule: messenger RNA, 2055 nt
Organism: Syzygium oleosum
Lineage: Eukaryota; Viridiplantae; Streptophyta; Magnoliopsida; Myrtales; Myrtaceae
Exons: 9
Coding region: 394-1224 (276 amino acids)
Source: RefSeq, a predicted model, not a curated record
AAGCCAGAACACAGUAACAAACUCGUAUGGUGAAGCCCCAUUGGUCCAAAAAAUUAAUCUCGUGGAUUUUAUACCAUAAUCACAAGGCCGUUUAUGAGGUUUAAUGAACCGGCAGUCCCCAUAUUCAAAUCAUACUUUAGAUCCCUGAUCUUCUUCUGCUUAGAGAAAAUUCAUGCUCCUAAUCAGCAUGCUCGGCAAAUUUUCUUGCAGUGCAGAUCAUUUUCGGUCAGUUUCUCGUGCAUUGCCGCAAUCUGUAAAGAACACAAUGGCAUUCGGCAGAAAAGUCAUGAAGACGAGUACUUUCUGUUUUAACCCAAGCAAAUAUGACAAGUCAAUUACAGUCGCAAAUUGGGAUUUUUCAAGUCAUUUUCCUGCUGAGAAGCAAAAGGAACGAUGGAGAAAGUGGGAUUUCUGCUUUUCUUGGCUAUGACAUUGUGUUGGGCCACAUUGGCUAAUAGUGUAUCAAGAAAAUCAAUGAACAGAGAGGCUUCAGAGGACGACGAUGAUAUUAACAGGAGACUCAGGCUUCUUAAUAAGCCUGCAGUGAAGAGCAUUCAGAGUGCAGAUGGAGAUAUCAUCGACUGCGUUGACAUGCACAAGCAACCAGCCUUUGACCAUCCCACAUUGAAGAACCAUGUCAUUCAGAUGAAACCCAGCAUUAAAUUGCCUUCAGAAAACAAAGCAACGAAAAAUGAGUCCUCAAAACUAGUAAUAUCUCAGACUUGGCAAAAGAGUGGAAGUUGUCCCGAUGGAACUAUUCCCAUCCGACGAAGCCGGCGGCAAGACUUGUUGAGAGCUUCUAGUCCUGACCAAUUUGGGAAAAUGUAUCAUCCUCGUUCACAUGACCACGUGGCUAAUUCAACCAUCGAUGAAAUUGGUCAAAAUGUGGUCAUAAAUGGAACCCAAGUCUCUCUUCCUUAUCAAAAAGAUCGUUCCCAAGCAAUGCUUUAUACAGCUGGGUACCACUACAUAGGAGCUUCGGGCGACAUAAACCUCUGGAAUCCGAAUGUUGAUUUGCCAGAUGACUUCACUACAGCCCAGAUAUGGCUUCUGGCUGGGCCCGGUGAUAAGUACGAAAGCGUCGAAUCAGGGUGGAUGGUGAACCCAAAGUUAUAUGGAGAUAAGCAAGCUAGGCUUUUCGCUUAUUGGACCGCUGAUGGAAACGAUGCCACGGGUUGCUUCGAUUUGACCUGUUCUGGAUUUGUUCAAACUAGUUCCGAGUAGACCCGUUCGGCAAAUCCCUGUUUGAGUGGGCUCGUUUGACACCUAACUGCCCCGAGGUGUCCAUGUGCGCCAGGACAAUGAUUUGCCCAUUGGGCAUGACCACAACAAAGCUAAGUGGGAAAUUAGUUGACAAAUCACGAUUAGCCUCUAUGUUAAUCCUGAUUUAACCACUCCACCCGUUUUACAAUUUCAUUCGAAUCGAGUCCGCCCAAUAAUUCAGGUCUAACUUAAGAAGUUGUAAGUUCUCUUUAGAGAAAUUUGUAUAUUCUGAACAGAGAUGGUUAUCAUUGAACCAGGAUCCGAAUACUUCCAACUGGUGGCUACGCCUCACGAACAACCUGGUCCUCGGGUAUUUUCCCGCAUCUCUUUUCUCCUCCUUGAAGACCAGCGCCAUAAUGGUCAAUUGGGGAGGUCAAGUGUACAGUACGAUGGUGAAGAAGACUCCUCACACCAGAACUGCCAUGGGAAGUGGGGAGUACUCGGAGGCACUCCAUGGCCAUGCCUGCUACAUCAACCAUGUUAGGAUUGUGGACUACUCACUUUCACUCAAGUACCCUGAUAUGGUUGGGGUUUGGAAUGAUGAAGUGUAUUGCUACAAUGGACAGAACCAUAGAGAUGGGUACAUCGACGAGCCUGUUUUCUACUUCGGUGGGCCGGGCCGAAAUAAUUUCUGCCCAUGAUUGAUACGUGAAUGUCAUGCAAGUAUUGCAGACAGAAGUUCCUUUCAGAGAAUUUCAUUUGUGUUCACAAGCUUUUGAACUCCCAUCUGUAAAAGUGAAAUAGCAUUCCCCAUAGAUGACAAAUACUAUAGAUCUAAAGUUCCCUCAUCAA